CGAGAGUUUUGUAAGUAAAUCAAAUUGUAGAGAGAGAUUCAAAGGAAAGGAAAAAAAAAAAAAAGAGUGUUAUACAUUUUUUUCUGUGAUUUCUUCAAGGCGCUCACUGGUUGAUCUUCUUCUUCUUUUUCAUCCCCCCUCUGAUUCCCGCUUCUCUGUAUCCCUUUCUGUCAUCAUCUGUCUUUCAAAGAUUUGGUUUUUAGGUUUGUUUUUUUGGAUUUUGAAACAGGAAAAAAAAGCAAACUUGGACGAGUUUUUUCGGAAGCCGGGUGAUUCAGAAUAGAGAUUCAGUUUUCUUUUUUUGCAAAGCUUUUGUUAGGUUUUUAUCUUUUAAUUUUCUGUAAAAUUUGCUCGACUAAGAGGGUUGUUUUUCUGUCCCUCAAGUUGAUGGUUCUAGGUCUAGAAAUUCACUUGUAGAAAGAAAACUCUUUUUUUUUUUCCCGGAUUUUCUCUUUGUUUUUCUUUGAAACCAUUACCUGUUCUUUGAUUUUGGUAAGAAACAGGUGGGUUUUUGUUUUCACGGAUUCUGCGGUUUCUGGUUUUUUUGAGUCGCAGUUUUUUUUCUCUUUUUAGUUGCUUGAUUCAGAAGUCAUGGCUGCAGCUAUUGAUAUUUACACUAGUAGUUCUGCUUCUGUAUUGACAGAUCCUUUUAGAGAGGAGCUUAUGAAGGCACUGGAACCUUAUAUCAAAAGUGAUUCAUCAACCUCCUCUGUAACCCCUUCUUCCUCUUCAACAACCACACCAUCUCCUUCUUCUUCUUCAUCAUCACCGUCUUCUUCUUCUUAUUACCCCUUCUGCUCUUUCUCUUCUCAACCCCAGCUUUACCCUGAUUCUUGCUCGACAUCGACGACCCAAAUGUUUUCUCCAGGGAUCUCGAUCCAAGGCCAAUAUGGUCUCGAGCAAUCAGGUUCUUCCAUAGGGCUUAAUUACCUCAACCCUACGCAGGUUCAGCAGAUUCAAGCCCAGAUCCAGCUCCAACAACAACAGCAACACAUGGCUGCCAUGGCCGCAGCUUCCAUGCACAAUCAGAAGCUAAGGCAAUGGCGGCAGCAGCAGCAACAUCAACAACAUACCCUGAAUUUCCUCAGUCCGAAAGCAAUCCCGAUGAAGCUAGUGGGUUCACCACCAAAACCCACGAAGCUCUACAGAGGGGUGAGACAGCGGCAUUGGGGGAAAUGGGUUGCAGAGAUCCGACUACCGAAGAACCGUACUCGGCUUUGGCUUGGCACUUUCGACACCGCUGAGGAGGCGGCUUUGGCCUACGAUAAGGCCGCUUACAAGCUCAGAGGAGAGUUUGCAAGACUGAACUUCCCCAAUCUUCGGCAUCAAAUUAAUGUCGGAGGGGAGUUUGGUGAUUAUGAUCCCUUGCAUUCCUCAGUGGAUGCGAAGCUUCAGGCCAUUUGUCAGAGCCUGGCUAAUUUGCAGAAACAGGGGAAAGCAGGGAAGUCUGCAUCUUCUUCUGAUAAGAAAGCGAACGAUGGGCAAUCGCAGUCUCAAGCGAGUUCGACGGUGCCAACCGUGCCUCAGCCGAUUAUUGGUUUGGAUAAUUCAUCAGAGGGCAAAGUGGAUUUUCGGGGAGCAAAGGAUUGUAAGGUGGAGGACGCAUCAUCGCCAUCAUCAACAGAAAGCGAUGAGUCUGCAGGUUAUUCGCCUGAAUCUGUUAUCAAGUUCCCUGAUUUCAACGAGCCUCCAUGGGAUGAGUCGGAGAAGUUCUUAUUGGCGAAGUUCCCAUCGUUGGAGAUCGAUUGGGAAGCUAUCCUGUCUUGAAUUUUAUUGUAUUUGCAUCGUCCCUUCUUUUUAUUUGGGAUCUUGUUUCUUAGCUCAGUUAGGUGGGUUCUUUCUCAGUAGUAACCGUUUUCUGUUAAUGGUUUAUAAGUAUAAAAAUUGGUAAUCUCCGGUUGCUACUGCGAUGAAUUUUUGAGAUUUGCAGAGCUAUAGCUUGGAGAGUCUGUUAAGGUUAGAGUCAGUCAAGGUAGUAGAGGGUCUUAAUGAGGUCAUGUUAAUAUGUCUCAUUUCUCCAUCUGGUCUGCUAGUUUUUUCUUGCUUGACCAGGUUGUAGUUACUAUUAUGUAAUCGUCUAAUCUUUCCCUUUUGCUCUAAUUUGUAAUAUGUAUGUAAUUCUGAACUCUGUAAGGGUGUAAUUACUCGUCUUCUUGAGUAUAAGAUUGUUUCCUUUUGUGUGUUA
Macadamia integrifolia is the source of this 2185-nucleotide messenger RNA. Its product is annotated as ethylene-responsive transcription factor RAP2-4-like. The record is from RefSeq and is a predicted model, not a curated record. Gene Ontology annotation, biological process: regulation of DNA-templated transcription. NCBI's taxonomy places the organism in Eukaryota, Viridiplantae, Streptophyta, Magnoliopsida, Proteales, Proteaceae. The transcript has a single exon. Gene Ontology annotation, molecular function: DNA-binding transcription factor activity; DNA binding. Bases 592 to 1767 code for a protein of 391 amino acids.